AUGUUUAGGCAAGUAGUGGCAAUCGUCGGCAGUUUUUCCCGUGAGAAGGUUGCUGUCAAGUUUGAGUUCUUUAGGAGGACUCUUGUUUUUUGUGAGUCUGAGGUUUCCAUUGCAGUGUCCAAGACGCCACAAAUACUAGGAUUAUCUGAUGCAACUCUUCUUCGCAAGAUCGAGUUUCUGGUCAAUGAGGCUGCGAUGGAGCCACAGUAUAUUGUGCAAAGGCCUAUCCUGCUCAUAUUAAGCUUGGAGAAGCGGCUAGUGCCCCGGCAUCAUGUCAUGAAAAUGCUGCAGGAAAAGGGUUUGCUGAAUAGCAAUAUGAACCUUUUCUCGUUAGCUCUUCUUGGAGAGGAGGCUUUCAAAUCGAAGUUCAUCGACUGUCACAAGGACUUUGUUCCUGGCCUUGCAGAUGCUUAUGCUGCAGCUAGUGCUAGUAUUGUGCCCUCUAGAGUGUAA
This is a messenger RNA of Miscanthus lutarioriparius, 453 nucleotides long. Lineage: Eukaryota; Viridiplantae; Streptophyta; Magnoliopsida; Poales; Poaceae. The record is from the annotation of a GenBank genome assembly.